This is a messenger RNA of Serendipita indica DSM 11827, 1749 nucleotides long. NCBI's taxonomy places the organism in Eukaryota, Fungi, Basidiomycota, Agaricomycetes, Sebacinales, Serendipitaceae. The record is from the annotation of a GenBank genome assembly.
AUGCAAGCCAUUCGAGUAUUGCGUGCACAAUCGCGCCCUGCCUCGCCGGCACCCCUUGUCGAAAUGUCAGCCAAUGGGUCGGCGACGAUGGCAAGUCCAAAGCUCGGUCCAUAUGGACAAGGAGAAGAUCAAUCCCAAGGCCGUUCUGGCACUACCAUCUCGCGCAUCCAAAGCUUGACGCCAUUUCACAAACGUGCAGUCCCCACGCCACCUCCGUCCCCUGCUCCGAUGACGAUCGUCCAGGAUGGAGCUUACCUCAACACACUCGGUCUUAAACUCAACGAGGCUGCGACCAGGGCAUUGUCAGUGCCCAAUGGUACCGGUGCGGAUGUCUGGAAAGGGAAGAAGCCCGUCCCGAGUGGCCGCGGGCGGCAGUUUGCAGCUCUCAUCGAGUCUGAACUCGAUGCGUCUGUGGGCAAUGCUAAUCUGAGGUCUGCCAUCCUCAGGCUCUUGCCGCGCUCCUUAUCGGUCAUCGUUUCCUCCCUUUCGGCUCAAGCCUCUCAGCUUAUCGUCGUCCCUGGAUUCGUCCCAAGCUCUGUCACACAGACUCUGCACCCUGCGACGGCACAUGGGCUCGCGUUGGCUGCCUUUGCUUCCGAGCUUCUAGAAACGUUUGCGACCUACAAGCUCGGAGCUUCCAACUCGGAUCUUGCCGUCAUUCGGAGCAACCUAGAGACGAUCAUUACGCGCGUCAUCACUCCGCUCUUUGCCCAAAUCCAGGCCGAGAUGGCAAAUCUCCUCGAACCCCUGGGCUCUCCUUCCAACAAUGGAUCGUCUAGCCCUGGGUCUUUCCCUGGAGCAAGGACGAGCAAGCCGCAUCAAAUCAUUGCCACGCUCUCGACCCAAAUGCCCCUGUUCAAUCGAGCUCUGAAGCGCUAUGUGCUACCCUACUCACCCAGUGCCCAAACCGCAUUGGCCACGUUCCUCAUCAACACUGUGUGGACGUCAUUGGUUCAGAUUGCGCACCGCAGCCCUGUUGGUCUGACAGCUCCAGCGGCCAGUGUCGUUCACAAGCACUCGUCUUCGUCGCUCCUCAGCGGGCUCACACCUCCGGCCUCUCCCCCCAUGAAGAGGCUCACACCCCCGAGCUCACCUCCAACCAAGAAGCGUAUUCUGCCUCUCACAGACUCGCCUCCAAAGCUUCAACUCCGCUUGAGACGCGUCCCCAGCGGAGGUUCAUUGAACUCGCGGUCCAGCAGCCCCGAUUUGCGCAACGCGGCGCAGCUCGCCAUCUCUACAUGGGUCAAUUCACUGAUGGUGGACACUCGUGCCGUGUACGACAUUCUCUCGUCUGCAGAGGUACCUCGUCCUGCCGACGGGAGUCUAGCGCGCGAGGCUGUUGAUGAAGCCUUUGAUCGUCUUGCGACGUUUCGCGAUUGGUUUGUCGCGACGAGCGCCGCUGGAGGUCGCCUUAUUCACAAUGUCCCCUCCGAUCUCCCACUCUUAAUCGUCUUGCCUGUUCUCCUCAGUGAUGCCUGGCUUGAACGCUCGCUCGUGUCUUCUCAUGUCGGCACGAUGACGGCGUUUUCAACUGGGGACGUCGAGUAUCCAGGAAUGGCAAAGUUGAUUGGAUACGACAAUGAGGAGACGUACCGCAAGCGUGUGCUUUGUGGAUUUGGGCGCGCGGAAGAGUGCGAAGCCAUUGUUGCCGAUCGUGUCUUGGAUCGAUUGGCUAACUCCGAUGGAGGCAUCGAGUGGGCUGCCAAUGUGCGCCGCUGGCUCGAGGAAAGACAGAACGUUGUCGCCUAA